This is a messenger RNA of Drosophila guanche, 1212 nucleotides long. Its product is annotated as transcription factor Ouib. The record is from RefSeq and is a predicted model, not a curated record. Lineage: Eukaryota; Metazoa; Arthropoda; Insecta; Diptera; Drosophilidae. The transcript has 5 exons. Gene Ontology annotation, cellular component: nucleus. Gene Ontology annotation, biological process: regulation of transcription by RNA polymerase II. Gene Ontology annotation, molecular function: DNA-binding transcription factor activity; zinc ion binding; RNA polymerase II cis-regulatory region sequence-specific DNA binding. Bases 33 to 1148 code for a protein of 371 amino acids.
UUUGCAUGGAAAAAUAAAUUCGCACUUAAAUAAUGGAAAAAUCGAGCAUAUCUCGAGAUUGCCGCGCUUGCGGCAAGUUUAUUUACAACACAACAUCCAAGAACCUGUUCCAGGACCCGGAAAACGUAAUGCUGAACCAAAUCGAGGCCUUAACGGGACUAUUUCUGCUCGAGCAUGCUAAUCUUCCAGCUCGCAUUUGCGGUCCCUGCGAGGUGUCCCUGAGGGAAGCCGUGCGCUUCCGGGAGCGUGUCAUCCAAACCCAGCAGCUGCUGCAGAGUGGUCCAGAGAAUGUCGAAGAGAUCUACUUGAACGCCACUGAACAAAAGUCAAAUGAGGAAGCACAAGAGACACAGUCUGAUUCUGAGAGCGAGGAGGAGAAAGAUGACAAUGAAUGUGUGACGUCGAUAGAACUCGUCAAGGAAGACGAUGCUGUGGUGGUGGCACCGGAAAAUGUGACACCUGACUCGACUGCUCUAGGUAAACCCAGUGCCGAUAUUGAAUCAAAAGUUGCAAGAUGCAAACCGCCACCACGUACCCCCACCGUUUACACAUCGAUGACUUUUGUGGACAACAGCAAGAGUCGAAACCAGCCACGCACCCAAUGGGACAGGCUCACCGAGGAGGAGACUGUGGCUCUGAAGCGGGAGCGCCGCAAGCGCGAUUGCAUCUGUGAGCAGUGCGGCCGUCACUUCUCCUGUCCCAGUAAUUUUAAAGUUCACCUGCUCCGCCACUCGGGUGUAAAGAAUUUUGCAUGCGAGCAGUGUCCACAGAAGUUCUAUACGGCUCAUCUGCUGCGGCGACACGAGAUGCUGCAUCGGGGCGAGCGUCCGUUUCCCUGUCAGUACUGCAACAUGUCAUUCAACAACUCCAGCGGACGCAUCCAGCACGAACGCAUUCGCCACACCAACAUUAAGCCAUACAAGUGCACCGAGUGCGAUAAAUCCUUUGCUGUGAGUGGGAAACUCAAGGUGCACAUGCUUAGCCACACAGGUGUGCGUUCCUUCCACUGUGAGCUGUGCAAAGUGUCGUUUAUACGGCGUCCACAUCUGCAGGCACACUUCCGCUCGAAAAGCCAUGCACAGAACUCGCAGGCCCAGGAGUCCUCUGCUAAAGCAUUGGAAGUCGAUGUUGAGACGCUUCUUCAGUAGAAUCUAUAGCUAUGCAUGGUUUUUAAUAUUUAAAUAAAAGUCAUAUUUAUUUAGUUGUGUAAAA